AUGCAAGGAAUUGUGAGGGCUGUAAGAUCUUGCCAGGGAAUACUCAAAGCUGCAGCUCUGGAACAUUCGCACGGUAGAGGAAUUGCUAGGAUAGAGAAGUUAAGUUCAAGCUGUAAAUGGCGCUCUCCAGCCCCCAAAGGAUUGGAGAAUAUAACUGUGCAAGAUGUACUAAUGAACAAGAGUGAAGAAACUGGACCUUGGCUUUGGUGCCACACAGAUGACACUGUAAUUGAUGCAGUAAAAAAUAUGGCUAAGAACAAUAUAGGGUCAUUAGUUGUACUAAAGCCUGGAGAGCAACAAUCUAUUGCAGGAAUCAUCACAGAACGAGAUUAUCUGAGGAAAAUAGUUGCACAGGAUAGAUCACCCAUCUACACAAGGGUCAGAGAGAUUAUGACUAAUGAGAACAAAUUAAUAACAGUGACAUCUGACACAAACAUUCUUCAGGCAAUGCAGCUUAUGACAGAGAAUCAAAUACGGCACGUACCGGUCAUAGAUGGCAAGCUAGUUGGCAUGAUUUCAAUCAAAGAUGUUGUUCGAGCAGUGGUGGAGCAGCAAAGCGGGGAAUUGAAGCAACUAAAUCAGUACAUUAGAGGAGAUUACUAUUGAAUCUCAUGGCAGUUGC
Messenger RNA from Fragaria vesca subsp. vesca, 622 nucleotides. Its product is annotated as CBS domain-containing protein CBSX3, mitochondrial-like. The transcript is spliced from 5 exons. The record is from RefSeq and is a predicted model, not a curated record. Lineage: Eukaryota; Viridiplantae; Streptophyta; Magnoliopsida; Rosales; Rosaceae. The coding region runs from base 1 to 606 and encodes 201 amino acids.